UCCUAAAAGAAAAAAAAUGGAUAUGAAGAGAAAAUAAAGAGAGGUCAUGGGUUAAACGCUUUCACAUAUCUGAACUGGUCCAAAUGUCUCUCUUUCUCCCCCUCUAUAUAUUAUUAUGUGCGGGCUCUAUCCAGAUGUGCACAAGUUUUGUGGUACUCUUGUUCACUCCACGGUGAAACACCAAUCUCUAGAAUCCUCUCUCUAGAAUAUUGUGAUAUAUAAAAGUGAUGGCUGAGAUAUCAGGAGCAAAUGGUAACCAUGGAGUGGUUUUGAAUAUUAAAGAUGGUGAUCACGUCAAUCACAACCUUCCUGCCCCAGCAUCCACAAAGGAUGGACACUCCCGAGGCAGCAGCAGCUUUUUUACUAUAUCUUUCAUGCAAAAGUUGAUAGCGGAGCUGUUGGGUACUUACUUCUUGAUAUUUGCCGGCUGCGCCGCGGUGGUGGUGAAUUCCGAUAAGGACAAGGUGGUGUCACACUCGGGAGUAUCAAUCGUCUGGGGACUGGUUGUGAUGGUAAUGGUGUACUCUGUUGGCCACAUCUCCGGUGCCCAUUUUAACCCCGCUGUCACCAUUGCCUUCGCCACCUGCAAAAGGUUUCCAUUGAAACAGGUGCCAGCCUAUGUAUCUGCUCAAGUCAUUGGAUCAACUCUGGCAAGCGGAACCCUCCGGCUAAUAUUUAGCGGGGGGCAGAAUCAUUUCGCCGGCACACUUCCGGACGGGUCGGACAUGCAAUCUUUCGCCUUGGAGUUCAUAAUCACAUUCUACCUCAUGUUUGUCAUAUCUGGUGUCGCCACAGAUAAUCGAGCUAUUGGAGAACUUGCUGGACUUGCUGUUGGGUCUACAGUUCUGCUAAAUGUCAUGCUCGCAGGGCCAAUUUCAGGAGCAUCGAUGAAUCCAGCAAGAAGUUUGGGGCCAGCAAUUGUGUGGAACCAAUACAGGGGUAUAUGGAUAUACCUAGUGGCAACAACCUGUGGGGCCAUAGCAGGUGCUUGGGUCUACAAUAUCAUCAGGUUCACCAACAAGCCCCUCCGUGAAAUCACCAAGACUGGCUCUUUCCUCAAGAGCGUCAAAAGCAACGGAUCGAAUGUGUUGCAUCCUGCUGAGAGCCUUUAGUGGAAGCAAGCAAAAUUUAUGAUACGCAUAUUCAUGGGUUGAAAUAUCAAGUACGGUAAGUGUGGCACUUGGUGCAUGUAUACUGAGAUGAAGAUGAAGGAACAUGAACUCUUUCUUAUGUUUAAUUGUAAUUCCAUAAACAAGAAUAAUUUCUAGACUGUGACUGCUUUAGCAACACACAACAUUCGCAACUAUUUGUAAUGUUCAAUUGAGGUAACAUGAAUUCUAGAGGGUACACAUACCUACCUGUCCUGAAA
Messenger RNA from Cornus florida, 1369 nucleotides. RefSeq names its product aquaporin NIP1-1-like. Gene Ontology annotation, biological process: transmembrane transport. Gene Ontology annotation, molecular function: channel activity. Gene Ontology annotation, cellular component: membrane. Bases 228 to 1112 code for a protein of 294 amino acids. Lineage: Eukaryota; Viridiplantae; Streptophyta; Magnoliopsida; Cornales; Cornaceae. The transcript is spliced from 5 exons. The record is from RefSeq and is a predicted model, not a curated record.